Messenger RNA from Brassicogethes aeneus, 528 nucleotides. Lineage: Eukaryota; Metazoa; Arthropoda; Insecta; Coleoptera; Nitidulidae. The record is from the annotation of a GenBank genome assembly.
AUGCGCAACAAUCCUGUUCAAACGCUCCUUGCAGACUUGGUUAAGGCCUUUCAGUCACAACGGUCUGGUGAACAGAUAGAUUUGCCGCCUUUUCGUUCUAAGGUUACCGAAUCAACUAAAAGGGUCAGCAAUGUAGAAAUUGCCGUUGAUAGACACAAUUUUUGCUCAUUGAUCGAAACCGGUGCAGAUUUAUCGUUCAUUUCAGAGAAAUAUUUGGCCCUAUUCAAGGACAAAGUUGUGUCGUGCAACGUCAUGCUAAAGGGGAUUUCUAGCAUUACAAUCACCACUACUAACAAGUUUACGGGAAGCACAAGAAUUUCCGGUGUUGACACAAUCGUUAUCUACGUCUUUCUGCCAGACGAGUGCCUCGAUUAUGACGUUUUUAUUGGUCGAAACCUCUUUGAGGAUGAAAGCCUUGUUACCAUCACUGACUACCAAGGGUCUCGAGUGAUACGACGCAACCUACCAGGAAUAAACCUACUAUCAAGUUCCCGGCAUCCGUCGUGUAGUGGAAAGCCAAAUGUGUGA